AUGUUGGAGAGAAGACCAGACAUGAAAAUAGACAUCUUUAUGUCCAAGGUAUUGAGUCCACAUGGACUCCAAUAAAGCCAAUCACAACUCAGUUUGCUGUGGGUAGAAACCAAACUGCACAAGUUGUUAGAAAACAGUUUCCACUUAGACCCGCUGCGGCUAAGACAAUUCACCGUUCACAAGGUGACACUGAACAAAAAAUUGUUGUAAAUUUCAACACUAGAAGAUCAAUACUACAUAUGCAUUAUGUUGGUUUGAGCAGGGUAACAGCAAUUGAAGGUUUAUUUAUCACUGACCCAUGUGAAGAUAAAAUAGCUGUCAAUCCUCAUGCAUGUAGCAGCUGAAAUGGAACAUUUGAGAAAUGAACGUGUACUAAAACUAAGUGUCACUCCUAUUUAUAAGGCAGACCAAGUCUCAUUCAAACUGUGCUAUCUAAAUGCACGGUCGUUGCAUAAACACAUUGAUGAUAUUCGGCAUGAUUUUAAUUUCGCAAAUACAGACAUCAAUAUUUUUUCUGAAAAUGCCACUCGGAUAAUGCCAGUAUGUAUGAUAUGGAUGGUUACACCUUGUUCAGAAAUGAUGGUCACUCUUCGACUACCAGACCCUUUGGUGGCAUGGCAGUGUUUAGCAGAGUUGAAUUCUUACCUGGAUAUCCAUGUUGUUAUAAUAUCAAUGGCAUUGAAAUACCAUUAUGAAAGCAAUGAUAUGAUUCGUCCACUUGUUACUAUAAUUGGUAUAUAUCGAUCACCCAGAAUUCUAGUACAACAAUUGUGUGCAGCAUUAGAUGAAGUUUUGAGGUUCUGUACUUCUCAAUUUAACAUUUUCAUUGGUGAUUUUAAUAUCAAUUGGUUGGAUGAAGCCAAUAGAAGGCCUUUCAGUAGAUUUUUUAUCAAUGAUCAUAACUAUAUGCAAUUGGUGUCUAAUGUCACUACAGACAAUCGGACAUUAAUAGAUCAUAGUUAUACAAAUCUGCCAGAGUCACAAGUUAGUUCACACAUUUUGGAAACUUAUUUCUCAGAUCAUAAAGCAGUUUGUGUCUUAAUUAAUUGUUUUCAUUAAAGCAAACUUAGCAUUGUCAUGAAAUAUUUCUAUAUUGGGACAAGAGUCACUGGACACAAUUCACUUAAAUACUUACACAUUUUGGUUUUAUACACAUUAGAAUUCAACAAAAUUUACUAAUUUUCAAAUGCUAAUAACAGAAUCACCAGGUAAGCAAGUUUUUUUUACACCUCCCCCCAGCCCCCACCCACCAUUUUGCUUUCUAACAUAAAUGUUUUUGUUUAGAGAUUAAUACAACAAUGACAAAUAAAUGUACUGGAUAUAUUUGUUGGAUAAUUCCAUCAGAACAACCCACCUGCAAGACAAUCUUACUUAAAUUACAUUAGUAUGGCUAUACGAAAAUAACUUAACAGCUACAAUAAUCAUAUGGAUGGAUCUGAUCAAUGGCAUACAAUGUACAAAACCAAACUUGUACUCAAAUGGAUAGCUUCUACUCAAACGGAUUUUCUUUAACAAUACAAAUUGUUUUUGUGUGGAUAUGCUGUGUUAAAAUUAUGCCGAACAGUGUGCUAUAUCAUUAACUGUGCACAGGACUGGAAUGGAAUUAUACACUUCACUUGCGACCCUCAAAACAUUCUCUACUGAUCAGUAGUCUUCCAUGUUCCUCGAAUACUUUGUGUAUGUUACUCAACAGUUAACAUUGGCAAGUGUAAUUAACAAGUGACAACAGAACUUUUGCUUCAUAUGAUUACAAUAAAGUUUUGAAAAUUCUAUGUGUAUGGAUUGACAAGUGACAACAUGUGCUAUAUCCUGACUAUAUGGCAUCUAAAAUGUUUUGUAUAUUGACAUUAUAUGGAUAAUAAAGAUUGUCAAGCUAUCUCUGUGACAUCACAACUUUUAGUUGACCUAAGGAAACCUUUAUUACAGUUAUGGAAACACCGCUGCAAGUGGAAUUUAUAGCAGCUGUUUUAUUCACCAUGAAAACCAGAUCUCAUUAUUUUAUUCAAUACUAGAAUCUAACAUUAUUUUUAAAACAUCUAUUUUCAAUUGAAAACCUUCAGAAACUGUACAGUCUAUAAUAUAUACUAUAUAAUAUAUACUCGUGAUCAGGCGGUGUGCGCACUGCGACCGCAAUGCAUUAUUUUGGAUAUUUUCUUAAAGAUGGCGGAUUUCUAGCACGAUUAAAGGUAUGUUGGCGCUCUAUUUUCUGCCACGUUUUAAAGUUUAAACUUUUUGUUUUUUAUUAAAAAGGAAGUUACAUGUAAUAUUUUUAUGCCGUGUUACUUUUCAAAUCGAUAAUUUUUGGAAUUCGAUAAAAAAUAUCAUUUGAUUGUAAACUCGUGUAUUUUUCCCAAAUACACUGGUCCAUUUACUUUUACAUGUCACAGCUUAACCGUUCACACAUCACAUUUAAAAUUGCAAUUGGCAUAAUCUAUGACCAUUAUUUGUGACCAUAUUUAAUAGCGCCCCUUGGCGCCCCUCAAUAUUGUAUAUUUUUUGGUCUUUUAUCUCAUGGUAUUUCCUUUGCUAAUUUCAGGUCUUCUUGUCCAGAGUUCAUGUUCUCCCGCUAUUUUGGGGAAGCGUUCGUGCAUCCCAGAGUCCCAUACGCCAGGCAAACAAAAAACAAAGCGGCAACGAAAUAAUAAACGCAAAAGAGAAGCAAAAAAAAUUUCAAAUGGAAAAAAUAAUUGUGUCAAAAUGAGCAAGACACAAUACACAAUACACAAUGGCAGACUGUUGGACAACCGAAGAACAGACUUAAUGGGACUGUUUCACAUUUGACAGGAUCAAUGACUGUCUGGUGGUGAAAAACCAUUUGUGCUUGUUGGAACCGUUUCUUGUAGUCAGUUGGAGCAAAUGGCAAUGACUGGAACACGUUUAAAUAAUUUUUGUUCUCACAAGCAAUUUUCUUAGCCUUAUUUAUGCCAAUACCUCGGAUAUUUUCUAUGUAGUCACAACCAGCUGCAAUACACAUAUCAGUAAACUUUUCCUUGGUUAAUUUUAGAUGUGUUAAAAUUUUUGCCAUUUCCACCAAGUUACCCAUACCAUUUGUUUGUAGCUUAAAUAGCACCUGAAAUAUAUGACAUGUAUACUGUAGUCCACAUUGCUGCAAAAUGCCUUACCUACGGAUGUAAUAAUACAGAUAGUGUCUCGCACAAAUAGUGUACAGCAUUAUACCUGGGCAUUCACCAAGUCAAUGUUGAAAAUAAUAGUUCUGUGUAAAUUUUACCCCACCCAGGCCAGCCAAUAUUUAGAAGCAGGACACCCAUGUCAGCAGUUUCACACAGUGUAUUAAUUAUGUUAUGGUAUGAACUACUUUGCAUAUGUAUUUGAACUGCCAGGCUGACCUGGUUCCCAAUCUGAUAAAACUUUCUCCCUAUAAACACAAACUGGGCUGGUGUGGAUGGAAGUUCUAUGAAUGCUGCUGUGAGUUAUGUAGAAAAACUGUUAAAACACUGUAAACCCACUACACUUGUGCUGUUUAUAAAGCAUAUACAAUCACAACAAAUUUGUUAUUCAUAUAUUUUAUAACACUUCAUUGAACAAUGUUUUACUAAGUCUAUACCUGCAUACAUGACCACCAUCAUCAAAAUGCAAACAAAAACAUCCCAUUUUAUACAACAAUUAUUAUACAACAACAUGCUAGAAUCCAUGUAUUAGCAUUAACAUCACACUGAUAUAGAGCAUUUGCACAUGACGUCACAGCCGCCAUGUUGGUGUUCCAAUUCAAAAUAAUUUUAAUUAGACUCUUGUCUGGAACACCAACAUGGCCGCCAUGGCUUUUGUUGAGUUGGUCCCUGGGGAAUGAGUGCAAAUGCUCUAUACAAGCAGGUCCUAAUCUUAACACACUGCAAAACCACAGCCUCAAAUCAAAGUGCUUGGGGACAAGGCUGGCAAAACCAGCAUAUCCAUUAUUCACAAUAAAUGCAAUUUCUGGAUCUGCUUCAUAUGGUGCCAUUAUGUACUGAAUAUCUUUUUCACAGCAAAGCUGAAAGGUGGAUAAUAACAAAUUGUUAUUUACUGCACACAACUACUUUCCAAUUUACUCUAUAAUUUUUUAUGCAUUUGUACAUAAAAAGGGUGUCGUUGAAAAAUGGGAAUUUGAAUUUUGCAAAAUAAAUUGAUCAAAUGUCUGAUUAGCAAUGUAUUGGCAUAGAUUAUAAAUUGUUGUGACAUUCCUGUGCACCAAUAAAAUGUAAAUUCUGGGGAGGGGUAUGGGCAAGGUGUGAGGAUUUGGAUUUUUUUUUAAUUUUGGGUAAAUUCUAGUGAGUGGAAGGCAUACAAAGUUCUUGAAAACUAGAUGUGAAAACUAGUAUGUGGUUCAAUUUAAACCACAUCAUUUUUCUUACUCUCCAUAUAUUGUUAUGCAAAGCGUUUUCCUGCCAGCUGCAAAUUGCCAUUGCAAUGACCUUUUAUUACUUAGAUGCUAUUUAUAUGACCUUGGAUACUAGAGACACCCAAUCCACACAAGACAACUUCACUGCAUGUUUAUAUGAAAAAAAUUUAUAGCCCUGGCACUGUAUCUCUUCCUACGAGAAUGGCUCUAAGUAUGAGAUUGUGACUCCUGAAACAUGCAGUUAUUUGUUUGAAGGCCUGGGAAUGAAAAGUUAUCCCUGGAGGCCGAGACAAACUAUUUACAUGGACAAAAGUUGUCCCUCCUACAAGGGUAACCCUGUUUUGUAAACAGGGUGUCCCUACUGCCAGGGUGACCCUACCAGCCGAGACGAAAACUUUCCAUAUAAACACUUGCGUUUAAAUGUUAUAUAAUGAAUAUAAUUUUGCCUCUCCCAACCCGAGAUUAUAUAAACAGCACCUCAUCUCUUUUCAAUGUUGCAUUAUAUUUACAAUAUUUGUGAUACCAAAAAUUGAAUUGGCAUGGCAUAUAUGAUUUUCAUCCCAUAGUUUUUAGGUAAGAUUGUGUAGUCAAACUAUAGAAAUUGUGACCUAUGAUGGCAUUAGAAGUGCUAAAAUGAUGGGCAAAUUCUAAGCAUAACUAAAAUUACAUGGAAUUUUACAGAUACUGUACUGAGCAUAUAACUGGCUUGUAUAUUGCAUUAAAUUAAACAAUAUAAUGUUGCAGAAAAAUUUCCGUGUCUAUGCAUACUUUUACCGUAUGUCCACAACCCUGAAAAGUUUGCAUAAUAAUUAUAAUAACAAUACAGUCAUAAGAACAAUAAAGUAAAUAGAAUAUACAUAAGUUUAGCGAUUGAAACACUGCACAAAUUGAUAAGUAAACAUAUAAAUAAAAACAUACUUGCGAUCAUCGCCAAAUCUUUGAAACUCACAGCCAACGCUUUGUGCAGCCAGCAGGAUGCAUUGACUGCACAAACUUUUCCAGAAGUUCUUUGACAUGUACUGCCACUGUUGAUUCUUUCAAGAAGGGCAAAAGACACUUUUAAUAUACCCAUCGCUCGGCCGUGCACAGUGUUUUCACCUCGAACGUCAGAACGCAAAUGAGUGAAUUUUUUAUUUUACUCAUGAUGCAUUGCGGUCGCAGUGCGCACACCGCCUGACUCGUGAUGUAAAUUUUAAAAUAUUUUAUUUUAUGCUAGUGUAAUAUUGUAUGCAUGAAAAUUUUAUUUUCUGACGCAUAAUUAUCUGUUACAAUUAUAAUCACAUUACAAAAUUAGUUAGGGAGCAGUUGCCACUGCUUGUUUGACUUUAAAAUCUUAUUUGCUAUUAUAAUUAUAAUAAGUGAUGAAAUAUUUCAAUUGUCCCAUGUCAUCAUUAUUCAGUUCCUUUCAACAAAAUACAAAAUGUGAAUCCAGUUUUUCGCAGACACGUGUACGCGUAGCGUACCUAUUUUUGCUGUUAAAGUUGGCUAAUUUGAGCGUUUUCACAAAAUGGCCGGGAGAAAGAAACCUGGAAACUAAUUACCAGAAGUGACGUACACCCAGGGAGAAGCGAAGUGGCGAGGUCUGAAGGUCUGAAGUGAGCAGUGUUAUUAAAUAUAUAGAUUAUGGAUAAAAGAUACAAAUUUUAUAAACAUGUCUACUUCCCCGUCUGAUAGCGAAACUUCUGUCGAUACCGAUAACAGCCCAAACGACUCGGACACUGAUUUUAUAUCGGGAUACUGUACGUCUUCGAGGGUCAAAAUAACGACGAUGUUGCCAGUGCAACAGCUGGUAAUGCAGAGGAGACGAACGAUGGCUCUCUGUCUUACGAAGACGAGCCUAUAGCAGAUGACGUUUGGCUUGCCAACUACAAAGAGCAAAAACGAAAGCAAGACGAGCGGCGCAAAGAAAUGGAUGGAAAGUCGUUUGGAGCAACCUGAUUCUGUGCAUAUAUGGUAAGUGACACGAAAAAUGUAAAAAUAACAUUUCUCAAGCGAAUACUAUAUCACUACAGUCUAUUUAUACAAAUUCCUUUUACGAUUUUUGUUAGGUGUAAAUGUGGUAAUUGUAGCACCGAAUUGUUGCAAAAUAGUAAAGAAGCACAGUGCUGUAUGGAGAUAGGUGGCUGUGUUGAAGCCAUAAACAGCGAUCAAGUCCUCAGCGAAGUCGAUAGUCUACCGAGUUGUGUGACAUUCCAUCCUGGGUUUAACCCCGUUUGUUUAGAAACCUGGUCACUUCGCCAAGCAGGACGAAAGUAUCGAAAGAUUGACGGGACUAAGUACCAUAAGUCAGAUUCAGAGAACAGGUAAGAUAGAGAAUAUUCUUGGGCAUUGCACAGUAGUGAAAACUUGGGGUUUAUUAAUUACCGUAAUUAUUUAUAUUGCGAUUUAAAUCAAUUGUCCAAAAAAAUAAAAUUAUGUUGGAGUUAUGGUUGGCAAUUCAUUAUUUGAUAAACAAAGCAGUGGUGGAUGAAGCAAGGGUUGUGUCUCCCCCCCCCCCCCCCCAAGAAAAAGUAUUACAUCAGACACUUGUGUCACUGAUCUUUGUUCAUUUGUUAGAAUGGCACUCUAUCUGCACUCUAGCAAACGCUGUUUUGUAUCCUUGAAAACUUAACUGGUGAAUUAAUCUUUUGCUCCAUCUCCCUCAAGAGCUUCCUAGUGACUUUGGUGACCCAUUGUGCACACUCCAACAAUUAUGUUGUUUCCAUGCAUUCCUUUACUUUAAAUAAUAUUCAUGAAGUGCCUUUGACUUUCCAUUAUAGAUAUCUUCGUGCAGUUUCAUACAGGGAAUUUACAUACCUGGUUUACGGCUACCUGAGACAACGGAGAUAUCCACUACCUGCAUGUGCAUAUCAUGCAAUUAGAAAAACAUUUUUGGAAGACAAAGAUUCUAAAUGUUUGGGUUAUGAUGAUGGACAAUAGAGAUCCACUGAAAGUGUGUUCAUUGCAUAUCAAAAGGAAUUAAGUUGUUUCAGUUCAUGUUUGUUACAAAUUGAAUGUUACCAUGUCUUGUGGAUUGUCUAUGAUCUGGAGUAACAUAAUUGUUACAAAGGAGGUUCGGGUAUUUCCUACAAGCACAGUUGAGGAAGCCAGUUUUAUUGUUUAUGCAAUUACAAAGUUAUGAUAACUUUUAUAUUGGGAUAUAAAGCACAACACACAAUAUAAUUAGUCACAAUAAUUGUGCAUCAGCUGAUUAAACAGCUCAUCAAUUGAUCAGCUGAACAUUGUGAAACAAUGCACUUCUACUAUUCCACACUGCUAUUUUGAUUCUUUGUACAUCCCACAACAAAUUUGUGUCCCUUCAUUGGGUGCCCACAGGAUUUACACCGAGGCUUGUGUCUUGUUGUCACUGCCACGUGCUCUGCAACCUCACAAACUACAAGAAUAAAACACAUACAAUAUACAUAGAUUAGUCCUAUGUGAAAUAUGUACCAAUUAAUAUCUAUGCUGGGUACAAUCCCAUGUUGCAUGCUUUCUGUAGUGUCUGUCUGUACCAUUGUAGUAAAAUUAGGCAAAGGUUACAACUCAAUUUUUACUGCAAUUAUAUAAAAAAUACAAUUUAAAAUAAUUCACCUCUUGCAGUUGCUGGGACAUCUUCAAUAACCAUUUGUUUUCGCUGAUCCCUUUUUGCUAUGGCUUCAUCUUUUGGCUGUUUCUCCAGCAUGGUGUCCAUAGGCGAUGGAGUUAUUUCUGCCAGAGCUUUGGAGGCACGUUCACGGUCAUUUUCAGUAGACUGUACAAAUGUCUCGAAAAUAUCAUCUACAUAAUCUUGAAGUUAGAAAAAAUAAUUGUAAAUUAACCCAUUAACCCUUCAAGUGGCAAUGCACCCUGAUGCACCCUACUUUAUUUUUUGCUCUGUCUAACACCAGAUGAUUUUACUUGUCUUGCUACUCAAUGGAUUAACUGUCAGUACACUACUGCUGAUGAGUAAAAUCAUCUGGCAUUAGACUGAGCAAAGUAAUAAAGUAGGGUGAAUCUGGGUGCAUUGCCAGCUAAUAGGUUAGUAUAAUGUAUGUUAUGAAUAAAAAAACAAGUUUGACUCACCAAAGUUUGGUUUUACUGUGACAUUCUGGACUGUGGCUUCCCCAUUCUUAAAUUUGGGGUAGACAAUUUUAAGCUGUUCUGAUCCAUUGGGUUUUUUCUUAAAAUCUCUGUGUAAAUUGCAGUUGAAAUGUAUCGCUGACAGAGCAUGUCUACCAAAAUGAAAUAAUCUUUAAGUUUCAUAAACUAUUUCUACAGUAGAUAUAGAAAUCCUAUGAAAAACUGUAACUGCAGACUGGGAUGAGGUGGAUAUGGCUACCAUACUGAACACUGGGGAGAUGCAGUAACAAAAUUACAGUCAACAUUCUGUACAGUGCACAGUAUGCUCACAAUUUAAAAAUCAAGGAAAUUAUAACAUAAACAACUAACCUGCAAUACAUCCCAGGAAAUUUAAACACAACCAUUUGGGGGGCAAAAUGAUUUAGGACGGAGUGAAACCCUUCCAAACUACUUGUUUGUGAGUGUGAAGAUGCCUGCAUUAUUCCACUCUUGAUGCUCUUUUUUGUCAAGGUUUUACAUACUUCAUCAUAAACAGCAGAAUCUAGAAAUAUACUUGUGUUAAUGUAACCAGUGUACAGUACGUUACCCACUAUGACGUUUCAUUGCACUAUUUAACUACUAAGACCAGAAUGCUUUGCAGGUAUAACGUACCUUGCAAUUAUGCUUGAAUGUUGGAAAAGCAUGCUGGUCUUAUUAGUAAAAUAGUGCAAUAAAUGUCAUAAUGGGUAAGGUCAAUUCAGAAUGAUUAUGAGCAAUUUGAACAAUGACCUUUUCUUAUAGUACAUUAAUUCAUAACAAAAUACUGUAGCAGUAUCUUUACUACAACAGUAGUAAAACAGCAAACAUCUUUAAAUAGCUCAUUAAAUAGCCCAGGGAAAGCAAUUUGCCCUAACAAGUCCACCUGAAAAUUGCAAAGUAGCAUAUACAUUAAAUAGGGCUGUUUUCAGGCUAUCAGUUGUUAAAUGCCACCUAGAAAGCUGGGAAUUGUUCAUGAACCUUAUAGUUAUCGAUAAAGCUUUUUGGCAGUUUUUCUGCCAGAAGAAAAAAGUUGAUACAGUCAGAUUGCAGAGAAAAUUUUUCCUUUAAUUGAAGAGAAAUGAAACAGGAAGCAGCCAGGCCAUGGAGUAUCAAGGUUUUCAAAGGUGCAUGGAAUUUGUCUUACAGAGGAGUUGAAUAUGACAAUAUUCAUUUCUGAUAGACAUCGAUAAAGAAACACAUGAGAGAGCAACUUCCAAAAGUCGUUCACUACUUUGAUCUUUGGCAUCUUACAAAAAGUAAGAUGGAAUUAACAGAUGGCAUGUUUUCAUUUUCAUAUAUACCAUAGAAGUUCUAGGAGUGGUUAUUAUUAUGGGACACUGUAUAAUUAUAAUAUUUGCAUUUGUCUAUUUAGAAGUCCAAAAGGUCUUGCAGAAAAUUGCAAAGAAGAAAGGGAAUGAUUGUCUCUUAGAAUGGAUUAAGCCUUGUGCAAAUCAUUUGUAUUGGAGUGCGACCACAACACUAAAUGGUGAUGGACAAGUUAUUUGGGCUAAGUUUGAAUCAUUUUUUAGCCAUAUCAUUGACAAACAUGAAGACCUUACCAACCAACGGUUCAACGGGUGUGCUCAUAAAGAAAACAGCACAGACAGGAAAUGGCUACUUGAAGGUAUAUAUGUAAUGUACAGAAUAGUUGGAAAGUGGGAGUAACAUUUAUACAGUAUGUCAGCAAGGUUGUUAAAUAUCAACUUAGCAAUUUCCACCUAACACAUAGACACUUACAUUUCAAAAACAUCUAAUUUAUACAGUAUCUCAAAAUACUAUCUCUGUGUUUAAGCUACAGUAAACAACUGCAUGACACAAUUAUUCUGACAAGGCAGUUUACCAACAUGUACUUCCAGCCAUACCUGGACAAGGCUAAAGUGUAUAACCUUAUACACUUAAUGUCUGCUCCCGAGGGAAAUAGUUAGUUUUGUUUUCCCGAGAAUCUCAAUGUUUCCCGAGACGAAGUCGAGGGAAACAUUAAGAUUCGAGGGAAACAUUAAGAUUCGAGGGAAAACAAAACUAACUAUUUCCCGAGGGAACAGGCAUUAAGUGUUUUGUUAUAUAGCGACGAACAAAAAUCAACUUCAACAACAUUCAUACAACAAUUGUAUUUUCGUGACAAAAACUCUAUAGUGUAAACGAGUUUAAAAUUAAAAGAACCUACUUAAACGGUUUCAGCAGCAUAUCCUGUUGCCUGUUGUAUAUUUUUCUUCUCUUUUAUAUUCUUUAUUUGAACACAAACUUGGAAAAUCGUAGUUUCUAAUUAUCUGAGUUGUGCCUCCAUUUUGUUUAUUUAUGUACGUGGCCGGUCGGGGCGGGCAACAAUUUUUCACUUGUUGCCCGGCGGGAAACAUUGCAUUUAUCUGAAGUCACGUGACCACAAAUCAGCCAAUCACGUUUGGUGUUCACGCUAGCUAUAUAACAAGACAGUUUGUUUAUUGAGAUGCAUACAUGACAGUUUGUUUAUUUCCUUCAUUCGUAUUUGUCGUAUUUAUCUAUGCGUAUAUAUAAAUACGACAAAUACGAAUGAAGGAAAUGCCGGGACGGGAGAUCGUCAAUUUUGACAUAAGUGUAAGAAUGCAGCCAUAAAAUUGGUGGAAAUGAAGGAGAUUUAAGACAAUCAUCUUUGUUUGCCUUCUAUGUUUUGUUUUAUUCCUGAAUUCUCUUAUAUGCGUUGAUUCAGCAAGUAAUUUACCUAGUCACGUACAAACAAACGAUGAAAUGUUUCAACUUGCAUACUUACAGUACAGUAUUAAUAAUGUCUCUAUUGCCACAUAUGAACUUGAACGGUCUGUGCCAGUGGAAGUAGUGCCAACAAUAACAAGCUUUCGUUGCUAGGGAUGCAACCUGAAAAAUACAAAGCGAAAUUCGACGUUUUGAGCAAAGGUCCUUCCUUACUAUCGUCAGGAAGUUAGUAGCGGGGGUUGGAUAAAUUACAUGAGCUUUUUUUCUAAGAAUAUAAAGGCGAUCACGUGACAAAAAAUGAACCAAUCAGAUGGGUUUAGUCAAAACAAAGUACAAACAAAUUCUUAGGCCUUUUAUUACUGGAACUCCACAUUAAAAGAAAUAUGCAAGGAACUUACUCAAUAUUUGUUCUUCAAUUUCAGGCCGAAAAAACAAGUUCAGGUUUAUCCAAGAUUGGUCGCCUGUCAAGUGGGCCUGGAACCUCCAUUCCUGAACAGAAAUCAAAAGCACUGAGUGGUCUUCAACGGCCAACAACGGUUCGACCGUCUUCUGCGUCGAAGCUCAACCCUCCGCAAUCCAGUGGCCUCCAGACACCAUCAAAAUCUGGUACUAAAUCUGGUACACUACAAACACCAACAUCCCGACAUCAACUUUCACAGAAACAAGCACUACCUGCAGCUGGAGUGAAACAAGAAUCACCACCACAACAAUCACAGCAAACAAAACAACAACCAAAACAACAACAACAGCAAUCACAACCAAAACAACAGCAGCCAAAACAGCAACAACAACAACAGCAACAACAACAACAACAACAACAACAACAACAACAACAACAACAACAGGCAGAUAAACCAAGCAGCAAUCUGUCUAUGAGAGAUUUAGUUGAGUUACAACAUCAAUGUGCGGAAAAGGAUCGUCAAAUUCAAGAUCUUGAAGAAAAAUUAGCGACUGUUAAACAAAAACGUCUGGAAGAUAAAGUUAAAUUAAAAGAACUUGAAAAGACAAAAUUACAGCUUGGUCAGGUACUGUAUGCAUAUGUUAAUUGAUAGUAUCACUUCUUACCACAUUAUUUUGCUGAUUAUUUUUGACAACUCUUUCAGUUGGUAACUUAUAAGACAAAGUGGCAAGAAUCACAGAAAGAUCUUCAAGCCCAACUAAAAUCUGCCAAAAAGGUAUAAUUAAUAAUAAAAUUGUUUUUCUUAAAUAUUGUUAACAAAGUCAUACAGUAUUGUAAUAACGUAAUUAUUGAGUAUGAUGGAGUAUACGAUGUGUUCCUGUUGGGAAGUAUCAUAUUUCAUGGAGAGUUGGUUGCAUGGAGUAUCGAUCAUUUUAGAUUUAUUUAUGAUUAAUGAGCCCUAGGCUGAGAAUAGCACUAGUCUAUACACAAAUAGUGCAGACAAUUUUACUGCAUAUACAAUACCUAACCCGAUCUUAGACAGAACAUUAAUUCUAAAACAUCAAAUGGCUCAGCAACUAUACAAGCUGCUGACUGAAAGCAUAUUGCACAAACCAGUUAGCCACGCGCUCGGUAAUACUAAUAUUGCAUAUUCUGUAAAUGUUAUACUUUUGUACAACUUUUUGUUUCAUCCUGUACCACAUAAAAAAAAACGAUUAUACGUCUCUAUUACGUGCAGGAACUUCAAGAGCUGAAAGAAGCUCACGAUGAACAACCAGAUGAUUUGGCCUCUCUACAAGAAGCGGUUGAAAUGGCGACAUUGGAUAAAGAAAUGGCGGAAGAGAAGGUAACUCACUGCAUGAAUGUUAUAUCCAUUGCGUGGUAUAAUACCUCAAGACUGGUUUCCAUUUUGUCAUCACUGUGAGCUUAUGAAGGUGGCAGAUAUAAUACUUGUAUAAUAGAUAUAAAAGCAAAUAGAGCUGAAUUAUAUAACAUGGAAAUAUAUUUUGCAUGAUAUGAAUUUAAGGCCCGAAUACAAAGUUCGUUGUUUGGGAUGAUCUCUGUAUUAUAAACAAUAAGAAGCAAUGUGUAUUGUUUUUGCACAUCUGUCCUUUGCCAAGAAAGAAGCCAAGUUAUCCCAUAACCUGCAUUGACGUUUAGUAAAUUAUCCAUUUCUUGCAGUUUGAAUCAAUUGUUCAAGAAAAUGAGAGUUUGAAGGAAAAGGUGGAGGAAUUUUCACUGGAGUUGGAAAUACUGAGGAGUGAGGUUUCAGAUGGAGGUAUGGAAAACAUCUCAGGACACUUGUGAAUCUUGCCUGUAAUAUUGAAUAUCAAAUGUUGACAUACUGUAUGCUGUUUUUACAGGAAUAGAAGGAGCAGCCACGAAUGCUGA
This is a messenger RNA of Paramuricea clavata, 13367 nucleotides long. Lineage: Eukaryota; Metazoa; Cnidaria; Anthozoa; Malacalcyonacea; Plexauridae. The record is from the annotation of a GenBank genome assembly.